GAGAGAGAGAGAGAGAGAGAGAGUUGCAGUUUUCAUAUAGAAGCUCACACCCAAGCAAGCAGCCUGUGAAACCCUAAACUCUGAAUCUCUCAUUCUCUCUGCUCUUUUUUCGUUUUUGGUGAUAGAACCCUAAUCAUCGAAAACCCUAGAGCGGAGGAGGUCUUCAAAGAGAGAGGGGCAAGAUGAGGAUAAUGAUAAAGGGAGGCGUGUGGAAGAACACGGAGGAUGAAAUUCUGAAAGCGGCGGUGAUGAAGUAUGGGAAGAACCAGUGGGCCAGGAUCUCUUCUCUUCUCGUUCGCAAAUCGGCCAAGCAGUGCAAGGCUCGCUGGUACGAGUGGCUUGACCCUUCUAUCAAGAAGACUGAAUGGACCAGAGAAGAAGAUGAGAAACUACUUCAUCUUGCCAAGCUCAUGCCAACACAAUGGAGAACAAUUGCUCCCAUUGUUGGACGUACUCCUUCUCAGUGCCUUGAGCGUUAUGAAAAGCUCCUUGAUGCAGCCUGUGUCAAGGAUGAGAACUACGAACCCGGAGAUGACCCGCGUAAACUGCGUCCUGGAGAGAUUGACCCAAACCCAGAAUCAAAGCCUGCCCGUCCAGAUCCUGUUGAUAUGGAUGAGGAUGAGAAGGAAAUGCUUUCAGAAGCUCGAGCUCGGUUAGCCAACACGAGAGGUAAGAAGGCCAAAAGAAAAGCUAGAGAAAAGCAGCUUGAAGAAGCCAGGAGGCUCGCGUCUUUGCAGAAAAGGAGAGAACUUAAGGCUGCUGGAAUUGAUGGUAGACAUCGUAAGAGGAAAAGGAAAGGAAUAGAUUACAAUGCGGAAAUCCCCUUUGAGAAGAAGCCACCUCCAGGCUUUUUUGAUGUCACUGAUGAAGAAAGGCUAGUUGAGCAGCCCAAGUUUCCUACCACCAUUGAAGAACUUGAAGGCAAAAGAAGGGUUGAUGUAGAAGCACAAUUAAGAAAGCAGGAUGUUGCAAAGAAUAAAAUUGCACAAAGACAAGAUGCCCCAUCAGCUAUAUUGCAAGCCAAUAAGAUGAAUGACCCAGAAACAGUUAGGAAAAGGUCAAAACUGAUGCUUCCUGCCCCACAGAUUUCAGACCAUGAGUUAGAGGAAAUUGCAAAGAUGGGUUAUGCUAGCGAUCUUCUUGCUGGGAACGAGGAGCUCACAGAAGGGAGUGGGGCAACACGUGCUCUUCUUGCAAAUUAUUCCCAGACACCACGACAGGGGAUGACUCCUUUACGAACCCCACAAAGAACACCAGCUGGUAAGGGUGAUGCUAUCAUGAUGGAAGCAGAAAACUUAGCUAGAUUGAGAGAAUCACAGACACCAUUAUUAGGAGGAGAAAAUCCUGAGUUGCACCCUUCAGAUUUUUCAGGGGUCACCCCCAAAAGAAGGGACAUCCAAACGCCAAAUCUAAUGCUGACUCCUUCUGCGACUCCUGGAGGUGUGGGCUCGACUCCUGGAGGUGUGGGCUCGACUCCUAGAAUUAGCAUGACUCCAUCAAGGGAUGCCCAUUCUUUUGGUAUAACCCCAAAAGGAACUCCCAUUAGAGAUGAGCUCCACAUUAAUGAAGAUAUGGAUAUGCAUGAUAGUGCAAAACUUGAGCUCCGGAGGCAGGCUGAUCUAAGAAGGAACUUACGUUCUGGUUUAGGCAGUCUUCCACAGCCCAAGAAUGAGUACCAAGUAGUUAUCCAACCUAUUCCAGAAGAUAAUGAAGAACCAGAGGAGAAGAUAGAAGAAGAUAUGUCUGAUAGGCUAGCUAGAGAAAGGGCUGAGGAGGAAGCCAGGCAGCAGGCAUUACUUAGGAAGAGAUCAAAAGUACUGCAGAGAGAGCUCCCUAGACCUCCUGUUGCUUCAUUAGACCUCAUUAGAAAUUCUCUGAUGAGGGCUGAUGAAGACAAGAGUUCCUUUGUUCCUCCUACGUUGAUUGAGCAGGCUGAUGAAAUGAUAAGAAAGGAGCUGCUUGGCUUACUUGAGCAUGAUAAUGCAAAGUAUCCACUUGAUGAAAAAACAGAGAAGGAGAAAAAGAAAGGAGGCAAGCGCUCUGCAAAUGGAAAAUCUGCUGGUUCUGUCUCUGACAUAGAAGAUUUUGAAGAAGCUGAACUAAAAGAGGCUGACAAUUUGAUAAAGGAAGAAGUUCAGUUUCUCCGUGUGGCAAUGGGACAUGAUAACGAAUCACUUGAUGAAUUUGUUGAGGCACACAAAACAUGCUUAAAUGACCUGAUGUACUUCCCUACUCGUGAUGCUUAUGGUCUGUCAAGUGUUGCUGGAAACAUGGAGAAACUUGCAGCCCUGCAGAACGAAUUUGACAAUGUGAAAAAGAGGAUGGAGGAUGAUACUAAGAAGGCACAACGCCUUGAGCAGAAGAUAAAACUUCUUACGCAUGGUUAUCAGAUGCGGGCUGGAAAACUGUGGACACAAAUUGAGGCAACUUUCAAACAGAUGGACACUGCUGGAACAGAACUUGAGUGUUUCCAAGCUUUGCAAAAACAAGAGCAACUAGCAGCAUCACACAGGAUCAAUGGUCUUUGGGAGGAAGUUCAGAAGCAGAAGGAGCUUGAACAGACUUUACAGAGUCGCUAUGGGGAUCUUAUUGCAGAGCAGGAAAGAAUCCAAUCUCUCAUUGAUGAAUACAGAGUACAAGCAAAAAUUCAAGAAGAAAUUGCGGCAAAGAAUCGUGCUCUUGAGGUGGCUGAGGCUGAAACGUGUCAAAUGGAUGUGGAAAAUCCUGAGCCUGCAGCUGCAGAUGAGCUUGGGAACUCUGUGCAAGUUGAUCCAUCUCAUGGUGGAUUGCCAGACCAGAAAAUGGAUUCCAGCCAAGAAGAAUAUCAUACAAGCCCAAAACAUGAUGCUGAUGCUGAUGCAGAUGCAGCUAAUCAUAUUACUGUGGCUGGCUUGGAAACUCCUGAUGCUGUAGCCGCCUCAGAUGUGCUUGGAAAUUCCUUUCCAGCUGAUCCAUCUCAUGAUGAAAUGCCAGGCCAGAAACCGGAUGCUGCUGAAGGGGAAGCUCAUGCAUCCCCAAAUCCUGAUGUGAAUGUUGGUGCAGAAAAUGAAACAAUUGUACCAGACACAGAAACUGCUGAGCCUGUAUGCCCAUCAGAUGAGCUUGGAAAAUCUAUGCCAGUUGGCUCAUCUCGUGAUGGAACUCCAAAUGAUCAAAUGGGUGCUGUCCAAGCAGAAGCUUAUGCAAGUACAAAACUUGAUGGGGAUGUUGGUGCAGAGGCCCAAGAUGGUGGAGGAUCGUAGUUUAUUGUAGGUGGAGAGCCAAGUUUCUGUAUUGCACUUGAGAUAUCAAAUGAUCGGAUAUGUUGGAUUGCAAGUUGGAAGAUCGAUUGUUGGUAUUGUGUUUUAGGUAUCCAGUGGACUAGAUGGGGAUGGGGAGUCUGGAAGUUUUGCUGUGGCCGAGGUUUGUCCCUCAUUAUUUGUUGAAUCUAAUCUCCUAAAGAUACAUAUAUAUAUUUAUGGAUUAUAUAGCAGGUCUAAGAAACUUGAAAAACAAAAAAAAAAAAAAAAGGGGAAAAAGAGACGGAAUCGGAAAUGAGUUUGGAUUUGUACUAAGCAUGUACUUCAUGUGAGCAGGUCUUGUCCUUUAGCUUUUUGGUUUUUGGUUUUUGCUUUGGUGAGAAACUUGGACAAUAAUUCAGCUAUUUGUUUGUGCCUGAGUUUUAUUUUAAGGAAACUUGAUGGAAUUCACCAGAAAAUUUUAAUGCUUCACUGUAUAGGGUAGUAGUGCUUAUGUUGUGUGCUAAGUGGUAAGUGCUAACUGCUAAGCAAAGCUGGUGGUUUUUGCCAUGUACUGAUGUUUGUAUUCAGCAUUAUAUUGUAGUCAAUUACAUACUCAAUUUCAAUUGGGACCCUACUGUGAAUCAGAUGCUAAUUACUUA
Molecule: messenger RNA, 3880 nt
Organism: Vitis riparia (riverbank grape)
Lineage: Eukaryota; Viridiplantae; Streptophyta; Magnoliopsida; Vitales; Vitaceae
Product: cell division cycle 5-like protein
Exons: 5
Coding region: 183-3242 (1019 amino acids)
Biological process (GO): mRNA splicing, via spliceosome
Cellular component (GO): spliceosomal complex; Prp19 complex
Source: RefSeq, a predicted model, not a curated record